GGUGUGGAGUAUGCAUGACGAGCUGUGGGGCUGGGUGUCCUGGAGCGCUGGAGUCGUGGCUUAGGAGUGAGUUUUACGUCUCAGCUGUAUCUGCUCGCUGAGUCCCCGAGCCUCUGCUGUGCUCCCACAGUCUAGACCAGGAUGGGACUGUUAGAGGAGUUCUGGCACCACAAGUACUGGCUGCCACCUGGAGCUACCUGGGAAGACAUGAAGGAGUCUGCUGACAUUCACUACCCAAAGCCUCAGGACCUCUUGCUCUGCAUCCCUGGUGCCCUGAUCCUGAUCAUUGUCCGAUACAUCUUUGAAAGAACCAUAGCUCUACCCCUGGGCAGGAGGCUGGGUGUAAGCAACAGACCGAGGCCCAAAGCUCAGCCCAAUGCCACACUGGAAGACUUCUACAAUCUGAUGGGCAGGACCCCAAAGGAGGGGGACCUGAUCUCGCUGGCCAAGCAAAAUGACCUGCCAGUCAAAAAAGUGGAGGCCUGGUUCCGGCACCGGCGGGCCCAGGACCGUCCCAAACUGAUGAAGAAGUUCUGUGAGGCAAGCUGGAGAUUUACAUUCUAUUUCACAUCAUUCUUCUCUGGGCUGGCUCUUCUGUAUGAUAAGCCUUGGUUUUGGGACCACACCGUGUGCUGGCUGAGCUUUCCACAGCAGCCUCUCCUGCCUGCACUGGGCUGGUUCUACCUGUUGGAGCUCUCUUUCUACUGCUCACUGGUUGCCACCCUGCCUUUUGAUGUGAAGAGGAAGGACUUCAAGGAACAGAUCAUCCACCACAUCGCCACCAUCACCCUGAUCUUUGUCUCCUACUGUGCCAACCUUAUACGGUUUGGGAUGAUAGUCAUGCUGGUCCAUGAUGCCUCUGAUUAUAUUUUAGAGCUGGCCAAGAUGCUCCAUUACAUGAAAUGGAAGUGGGUCUGUGAAGCAGUGUUUGUUGUUUUUGCUGUGGUGUUCAUCAGUUCCCGGCUUGUCAUUUUCCCGUUAAUCACAUACUAUUACUUUGUGACAAAAUUUCAGAUGUUCCUCCUAAGCUGUCUGAUAAAUGCUUUCCUGAUGAUCCUGCAGUUGUUGCACAUUUUUUGGUCCUAUCUAAUCCUCCAGAUGGUCUUUGGUGUCAUCCUCCACGGUGCGAAAAGAAAAGAUGCAAGAAGUGACACUGAGGAAAGCGACAGGAGUGAAGCAGAAGAUCUGGCAAAGAGCAAAGAGUAAUGUGGGUCUCAUUGCAAAAUACCAAGAGCUAGACAGACUCUUAAAAGCAGGAAGGAUGAACAGGACCACAAGGGAGAGGCCAGACAGGCUCACAGAACCCUUUGCAGCGUUAUAGCUGAGGCAUCAUCCAACAUCUAGACAAAAGAAAAUUUCAUCAUAGAGUUUCCAGGCAACAAAUAACUUUAGGAGAUGUUUUCUUCACCUGUCUUGUUGGGAACAUCAUUUUACUACUACUCUAUCCAGAAGAAAAAUGGUCAAUCAGCCACAGUCUCACUAAAAACAGGCUAAGAGGGGUUAAACAAUCUGCUGAAGUUAUAACACUUAGCUGUGGUUAUCUCAAAACUUUCCGAAAGGUUCGUAAAGUAAUAAAUUACAACUGCUGAACAUUUAUCUGAACCACAAUUUCAGAAUAUACUGGCAGUCAGUGCUAGCCACCUUAUGAAAAAAGUUGCAUGUAAAAAAACACUUGCUUCAACUGCCAAAUAAGCUUCCAGUUGUAUAGUCUAAAAUUGUCAGAUUUUGGGGCAAGGAUAGACCGUUUCCACAUAUAAAGCCUGGCCAAGUGAGACAAGCUGUGUUUGCUGUAUGAAUUAUACAAAAUAGCUCACGCGUCUAAAAGGUUUUGCUAACUGAAUGUGUACUUAGAGAAAAUGGUCCUAAAAUUGAAAGCAACUGAAAUUCUUCUGAAGGCACACUUUUCUACUAGUCUAAAUGGAAGCUUUCCAUAGGGAUGUAUUAGUGUUGUUGAGGUUUCAUUUUUAAAAUCUGAAAAUAAAUGUUACAAUGCUAACAUAUUAAUGGGAUAUUUUAAGGGUUUUCUCUGUUUUGGAUGACUAUUCACUUUGUAAUAUAUUGUAUCUGACAUCAUGUUCAGAAUUUACUGUAUAACAUUGGAUUUAAAGUUUAUGUAGAAAAGAAUUAUUACACCUAAACAAGCCCAUUUUACCUUAAUGUUGCAUGAUGCAGAUUUUUUUUAUCAUCAUUUUUUGGAAUAUCAGUAAUAUCAGCUCUUGUGUCAAUCAGCAGAUCUUUGAAACCUGCUGGAGAUCUGAUAUCACUGAUAAUUCAAAGGCUCAAAAAUUACAGAGGGCCAAUAAAUCAUCAUAUACAUUUGUCUACAAACAAUAUAUAGAAACCUACAAAUGCUG
Molecule: messenger RNA, 2354 nt
Organism: Cygnus olor (mute swan)
Lineage: Eukaryota; Metazoa; Chordata; Aves; Anseriformes; Anatidae
Product: ceramide synthase 4-like
Exons: 10
Coding region: 142-1206 (354 amino acids)
Biological process (GO): ceramide biosynthetic process
Cellular component (GO): membrane
Molecular function (GO): DNA binding; sphingosine N-acyltransferase activity
Source: RefSeq, a predicted model, not a curated record